ACGCUUCUUCGUGGUUACCUUCUUCGGCAGCAUCAUCUGGAUCGCCAUAUUCUCUUACCUGAUGGUCUGGUGGGCCUCCACUGUGGGCGACGUCAUCGGUAUCCCUGCUCCGGUAAUGGGACUGACUAUCCUCGCUGCCGGCACGUCGGUACCAGAUCUUAUCACGUCCGUCAUCGUCGCAAGGAAAGGUUUUGGAAGCAACAUCUUCGACGUGUACUCUCUUCCUUUAAUGUCUUCGUCUGUUGGUAGCAACAUCUUCGACGUGUGUGUGGGGCUGCCAGUGCCGUGGCUCAUCAGCGCCCUCGUUGACGUCAUCAAGAACUUCAUAAAUAAGAAGGACAGUCCGUUCCACAUCACGCCCAUCUAUGUCAAAUCUGAUGGCAUCGCGUGCUCCGUGAUGCUGCUGUUCUCCAUGCUCAUGUUCGUCAUCAUCUCGAUCGCUGUGAGCAAAUGGAAGAUGUCCAAGGGAUUAGGUGUCUUCAUGUUCGUACUUUACUUCAUCUUCGUUGCUGUGUCGCUGCUUCUUAGCUACGGCAAGAUUACCUGCCCAAUAUAAGCGUUAACUUUACCACACUUCGACGAAAUGGGACGCUACUCGACGCUCGGUUGUUGAGGGUUGAUACCGAGCGGCCAACCUUUUUGUGGUUUCUGAGGGGGGCUUUUGAUGGUUUACUGAUGCACACCAUCGAGUUCUAAGUAUUUUAUUCUAAAAUCAUGGAGCUCUCAGCAUUUUAUCUAAAACCAUGGAGCUCCGAGAGUUUCACUGUUAAGGAAUUCUCUUAUUGUUAGGACGACAUAUCUUCGUGAGAGGCAAUCCAAGUUGUCAGUUGAGAUCAAAGUAGUCAGAAAUUUACCUGCUAGAGGAUCAUUGGACAUUAGAUCUUUGUUAACACCGCAAUGAAAUGAUUAAUAGUUUAUUUCAGUAUCAUGUAAUCAUUGUUUUUCACUUGUUUCUAUAGUUUAUUCGGGUAUCUCAGGUAAUUUAGUUUAUUGUACACGGUAGUAAAUAUUUCUUUACUUCACCACAGACGUCAUCGUUAGAAAUUGUAUGAAUUAGCGGCCAAGUCUGGCACAACCAUGCACAAAUAUAGGCGUCUAUAAGGUCUUAUGUAUUUAGGUGGGAUAUUGCCGUACCCUGAAUUUACCUUAUAUGUGAAAUUAAUUAUUAGUGCAUAUUAGAAGAUCUUCGUAUAUUUAUAGUAGAGCCCUUCAUUUAAAUAAUUAAAC
Hyalella azteca is the source of this 1227-nucleotide messenger RNA. RefSeq names its product sodium/potassium/calcium exchanger 2. The transcript is spliced from 5 exons. Gene Ontology annotation, molecular function: calcium channel activity; calcium, potassium:sodium antiporter activity. NCBI's taxonomy places the organism in Eukaryota, Metazoa, Arthropoda, Malacostraca, Amphipoda, Hyalellidae. Gene Ontology annotation, cellular component: membrane. The record is from RefSeq and is a predicted model, not a curated record. The coding region runs from base 62 to 556 and encodes 164 amino acids. Gene Ontology annotation, biological process: intracellular calcium ion homeostasis; calcium ion transmembrane transport.